CGUGGUAUGAUCCCCCUCUUCCUUCACCCUCUCCGUCGCGUCGCUAGCCAUUCGUAAUUGUAGAUCCGGCCGUGACAUCAUCGUGCUCGCCGUGCUCCCAUUAUCUUCUCUGAAGAAGAUCUUCUGUAAAGAAAGUUGCGGUUGUUUUGCUGUGAACCCGCGGAGCUCCCGUUCCAGCGCACGCCCGCAACCCGCACGCGUUAGCCAGCUUGCUCGCCGCUGCUGCAUCGCCGCCCCGUCGUGCCUCGCCUACCGUUGCGCCCCUGUUUCCUUCUCGUGACCGCCAUGUCCAAGGCAAAGCUUGGUUCAGCUUGAGCAUCGUCGCCCCUCUGCGUCGUAGAAGCUAGCUUCCCCCGGGAAUGGAAACCUCUAAGGAAUCCGUACCCCCGCCGGCAAUCUUGGCCGCCGUCAUCGCCAUUCCGCUCGCCGGCGACAACAUCUCCUCCGGUGGAUGGAGGUAGAAGAACCACGCCGCUUCUGCACAACCACGAGUUACCGGGGCCGGAAACGAGUACGAGGAGUCCGGAGAGUUCGUGCAGGAAGAACAAGAGCAGUUCCAGUCUGAAGAAACCACAGGAUGUCUCCACCAACUCGCCAGAAUCCGGGUCGCGAUGAUGAUGAUGCUCCGCCACCACCUCCUGCAGAGGCUUGGCAAGCGGUGAUGGCUGCAACAAAUUCUAACACCCAGAUGUUAAUUCAGCUGUUGGAAGAGAGGAGCAAUCAGCAGCAGGGCAAUUUCAACCCUGGUGCUCAUCAGUUUGCAUCUCUGAAUCAAUUCCUGGUGAACUAGCCGAGGUCCUUCACGUCUUGUGACCAGCCGUUCGACACUGAGGACUAGAUUCGGGACAUGGUCAAACACUUUGAGUGCAGCAAUGUCCAUUCAGGGGACUUCGUCAAGUUUGCAACAUUUCAUCUCAAGGGGCAGGCAGUAGUUUGGUGGCAGCAGUUGAAGGACUCCACGGGAGGUAGAAUGAUCAGUUGGGACGAUUUCUACAGAGAUUUCAGGUCUCACUAUAUUCCAACUAACUUUGUGGAAGAGAUGUGUGAGAAGUUCCAGAUCAGAAGAGCAAGAUCUAUCAGUUCAGAGGUGGUCUGGGAGAGGACUUGCAGCUGGCCCUUGCCUUGCACGAUCCCGAUGAGUUUGAUAAGUUCUAUAACUUGGCUCUCAGGGCUGAGGCAGCUUUGCUCAGAGUGGAGAAUUCGAGGAAGCAUUUCAGAGAUUCCAGCUCAUCGCCCUCAACUCAGGUGGUCCAGAAGCAACAGAAAUAUUGGAUGUCUCCUCCUCCUCGGCAGACUCAGCAGUUCAAGCAGUUAGGUGGUCGUGGUUCUUCCCACCCACUCAUCCCACCUUUCCAGGAGAGGUUUCAGCAGCAGAAGCAAGGGAAUCCUGAGGUGCAGUUCCGUCCGCUGUCAGAUGUUACUUUUCACAAGUGUGGGCAGAAGGGUCACUACUCCAACAAGUGUACCUCUCAGGUGCGUCUUCCACCCCCUCCUCUAGGGAAGCCUCCAAGCAAUGCUAUGGUGAAGUUCAAUCCCAAGUAUGCAAGAGUGAAUAUGGUGAAUGCAGCUGAAGCGGAGAACUCCACAAACGUGAUUAUGGGUACAGGUAUGCCCGGCGCAGGAGAUCCUGAUGACAGUCAGCUGACGUGGGAGUUCGAUGAGGAUUCCGGUCUACUGUACAUGAACUAUCCAGAGGACUGAGGCCGUGGUCGUGAUCGUGGGGCUAGCAUGCGGGAUGUCAUAGUUUUACUUGUUUCAUGUUCUCCGUAGAGGGACUAAACUAUGCUCUGAAUAAUGUGUGGUUGUAAGCUUAAUGCUAUACUCUUAUCAGAUGGCAAGUGUAUGCCCUACUUGCCACUCUUUCA
This is a messenger RNA of Hordeum vulgare subsp. vulgare (domesticated barley), 1865 nucleotides long. RefSeq lists its product as uncharacterized. Bases 848 to 1315 code for a protein of 155 amino acids. The record is from RefSeq and is a predicted model, not a curated record. NCBI's taxonomy places the organism in Eukaryota, Viridiplantae, Streptophyta, Magnoliopsida, Poales, Poaceae. The transcript is spliced from 4 exons.